Amphimedon queenslandica is the source of this 2034-nucleotide messenger RNA. Its product is annotated as wee1-like protein kinase 1-A. Lineage: Eukaryota; Metazoa; Porifera; Demospongiae; Haplosclerida; Niphatidae. Gene Ontology annotation, cellular component: cytoplasm; nucleus. Gene Ontology annotation, biological process: protein phosphorylation; mitotic cell cycle. Gene Ontology annotation, molecular function: ATP binding; magnesium ion binding; non-membrane spanning protein tyrosine kinase activity. Bases 29 to 1861 code for a protein of 610 amino acids. The transcript has 17 exons. The record is from RefSeq and is a predicted model, not a curated record.
UCAAAAUGGCGGGUCAUAUGAAGAAGACAUGGAGGAAGGAUUGAGCUCUAUUUUAUCAGUAUCUAACCGUCAGAGUGCCUCUCUCUCCAGCCGCUACCUUCUAAAGCCUUCAAGACAGGCACAGCAUGGCCAGUUACAAAUGGAGGCCGUUAAGAAGAAGCUUUUUGAAGGAGAGGAAGAUGAGGAGGAGAAUGGAGAUCAUGAUAAUCACUGGAUUGAUGGACAGACUCAUAAUGGAAGCCAAGUUUGGGGUAAUUCUUUGACCACACCCACUUCCCAUCGCUCCACAGCUGCUAUGGACUACACCUCCCCUCCUUCAAAAUGUAUUAGAUUCAAUUCACCAACCAACAUCAUCAACAGCACCUCAUCAUCAAAUCAUUAUCCUCAAGAUGAAGAGUAUUCAUUGCUACCUCCAAGAUACCUAACCCCUGAACGCUCCACCCCUCUCUCCUCCCUCUCCCCCCUCUCCUCCCCCCCUCGUAUUGAUAGACUCAGACUCUUUGACACACCUCACACUCCAAUGACCUUACUCAGGAGAUCAAGUAUGUCUGAGAACGACCUCAACAUACAGUCUGACGUAAUGAUGACAUCAUCAGUACCGCCCCCUAACAACAGACCGGGUGGAGAGUCUAGUAUUAGACCCCGUAUAUCCCGCCUCACAUUGUCUGGUCCUCCAUUGAGACGGAAUACAUCCAAAGGAACUAACAUUAACCCUUUCACUCCUAAAGAUAUCUACACACGGAGCAAGAGGAGCAGGGAGGACACUGAGAGGGCGUGUGCUAGUGAACAUGGUGGAGGAAAGAGAAAAGCGCUGGCUCUUAGAGAGAGUAAUAUUUAUAGAUACCGUGAGGAGUUCCAUGAGGUCUGUAUUAUUGGGUCUGGCUCAUUUGGUGUUGUAUAUAAGUGUAUCAAUAGACUAGAUGGGUGUGUCUACGCAUUAAAGAGAUCACAUAAACCAGUAGUAGGAUCAGCUGAUGAACCAGCUGCAUUACGUGAGGUGUAUGCUCAUGCUGUCCUUGGGUCCCACCCUCACCUGGUCAGGUACUACUCAGCUUGGGCUGAAGAUGAUCACAUGCUAAUACAAAAUGAAUACUGCAACGGUGGUACUCUCUCGUCUCUUAUCUCAAAGAUACAUAAAAGCACUCUCAGGUUUAAUGAAGUUCAGCUAAACAGAUUAAUACAACAUUUAGCAAUGGGCCUGACCUACAUACACUCAAUGGGUUUGGUACAUUUGGACAUAAAACCAGAGAAUGUGUUCAUCAGUCUACCGACCCUACCUGAUUCAAGACUACCCCCUCAGGCUGAGGUAUCCUGGGACUCUCUCCUCAUGUCUGAAGCUCUUUAUAAAAUAGGUGACAUGGGGCACGUGACUUCAGUGAAGAGUCCUCAAGUUGAAGAUGGAGACUGUCGCUUUAUAUCACGUGAAGUUUUACAAGAAGAUUAUUCAUCAUUACUUGAGUCUGAUGUAUUCUCAUUAGGACUCACUGUUUACUGUGCUGGCAGUUUGUGUGAUUUGCCUAAAAAUGGACCCGAAUGGCACAGAAUUAGAGAUGGACAUUUGCCGGCAUUAUCUCAGUGUUCAGAACAUUUCAAUAAAUUAUUAUUGUCACUUGUUCAUUCUUCACCUUCUAAAAGACCAACUGCUUCGGAGUUACAGUCUCAUCCUAUUGUAUGCCCUUCAACUGAAAAAACAAAAGCUCAAUUAAUGAAAGAGUUGAAUGAAGAGAAGCUUAAGAAUCAGAUAUUGACAAGGGAACUUCGGGAUUUAAGGGAAUUUUCAAAAUCUAAGAGAAAGAACAAAUAUUUGAUAGGGGGUGGAGCCAGAGGGUGUCGCAGCAUGAGUGCUGAUGCAUUCUAUUAAUCAUAACUCUGACCAUUCAUUAUUAUUGUUGUUGUUAUUAUUAUUGUUAUUAUUGUUGUUGUUAUUGUUAAUUAUUUUUAUUUUCAUCUCAUUUCUUGCUCUCUUGUUUUGUCUUUGAUUGAUAUAACAACUGUCUCACUGUUCCUUUUCAAUUGUUGUCAUUUUGAAAUUAA